UAUGGAAGUAAUGCAGUUCAGCAAAGAGGAGAUAAGAGAAAUUCUAAAACUGCUGUCUGGCAUAUUGCACCUUGGAAAUAUUGAAUUCAUCACUGCUGGCGGGGCACAAGUUUCCUUUAAAAAUGCUUUAGGAAGAGCUGCCGAUCUGCUUGGGCUGGACUCAACACAGCUAACGGAAGUUCUUACACACAGAUCCAUGAUACUCAGGGGAGAAGAGAUCUCUACUCCACUUACUGUGGAGCAGGCAGUCGACAGUAGAGACUCCAUAGCUAUGGCACUUUAUUCCCAGUGUUUCACUUGGAUCAUUAAGAAAAUUAAUAGCAGGAUAAAAGGCAAAGACAAUUUCAAGUCUAUUGGCAUUCUAGAUAUAUUUGGAUUCGAAAACUUUGAGGUCAAUCAUUUUGAGCAGUUCAGUAUAAACUAUGCAAAUGAAAAACUUCAAGAAUAUUUCAACAUGCACAUUUUCUCCUUGGAACAACUGGAGUACAAUCGGGAAGGGCUAGUAUGGGAAGAUAUUGACUGGAUGGAUAAUGCUGAAUGUCUGGAUCUCAUUGAACAGAAACUCGGCAUUCUAGCUCUCAUUAAUGAAGAAAGCCAUUUCCCUAAGGGCACUGAUGGCACUUUGUUGGAGAAGUUGCAUAAUCAACACUCAAACAACCCUUUCUAUGUGAAACCCCGAGUUGCAAUUCACAAUUUUGGAAUAAAACACUAUGCAGGAGAGGUGUUGUAUGAUGUGCGGGGAGCAUUAGAGAAGAACAGGGACACAUUCAGAGAUGAUCUUCUCAAUUUAUUACGUGAUAGCAGGCAUGAUUUCAUAUAUGAUUUGUUUGAGCAUGUUUCAACUCGCAACAACCAAGAAGCACUCAAAUGUGGAAGCAAGCACAGCAAGCCAACAGUUUGUUCGCAGUUCAAGAACUCACUGCAUUCCCUGAUGGCAACAUUGAAUUCAUCAAAUCCAUUUUUUAUUCGUUGUAUCAAGCCCAACAUGUGUAAGAUGCCAGACCAGUUUGACCAGAACAUAGUACUCAACCAGUUAAGGUAUUCCGGGAUGCUGGAGACUGUAAGAAUACGACGGGCUGGUUUUCCAGUCAGGAGGCCAUUUCAGGAUUUUUACAAGAGGUAUUACAUGCUGAUGAAAAACCUUACCCCUCCUGACGACAUGAAAGGAAGAUGCUGUGCUCUUCUACGUGAAUACGAUAAGUCAAAAAAGGAAUGGCAACUUGGGAAAAGCAAGGUCUUUCUUCGUGAGUCCCUUGAACACAGGCUGGAAAAGGAGCGAGAGGAGCAAGUGUACAAGGCAGCCUUGGUCAUACAGGCACACAUUUUGGGUUACAUUGCACGAAAGAGGUACAGAAAUAUAUGUAAUUGCAUAUUAGUCAUACAGAAAAAUCUGCGAGCUGUCUUGGAAAGGAACAAGUAUCUUCGCCUUCGUAAAGCAUCUAUAAUCUUCCAGAAGCAUUUACGAGGCAAGCUUGCAAGGAGAACAUUUAAGCAGCUGUUAGAAGAAAAGCAUAGGAAAGAGGAGGAAAAACGGAGGAAAGAGGAAGAGGAACGAGAAAGAAAAAGGAUUGAAGCAGAAAUGCUUGCGCAAAAGAAGGCUGAAGAAGCUCGCAUACAGGCUGAGGAAGCAAGAAAAGCUGAAGAAGCUCGUAAACAGCACGAACUUGAACUGAAAUUGGAAGCAGAGCAAGCAGUGGAAAAGAUGAAAGAUCAGAGCAGUCAAAAGGAUAGCAACCAAGUGGAAGAGAUCCUGCGACUAGAAAGGGAGAUCCAAAAUUUGCAACGAAAGAAGGAACAGCAAGAAAUGUCACUUACAGAAGCUUCCCUUCAGAGACUUCAACAAUUGCGAGAUGAGGAACUCAAACGCCUUGAGGACGAUGCUUCCAGAGCUGCACAGGAGUUUUUAGAAUCCCUUAACUUUGAUGAAAUUGAUGAAUGUGUUCUCAACUUUGAGAAAUCCUUGGGUAGCGACUAUUCAUCUGAUCAUAGAUUGACUGUUAACUGCAGUACUGAAAAGCCAAACUUUAACUUUAACCAGCCAUAUCCUGAAGAAGAAGUUGAUGAGGGUUUUGAGGCAGAUGAUGACGCCUUUAAGGAUUCACCAAACUCUAGUGAGCAUGGACAUUCUGAUCAGAGGACCAGUGGAAUAAGGACCAGUGAUGACUCUUCAGAAGAGGAUCCAUAUAUGAAUGACACAGUAGUACCUAUGAACCCUACGACUAUUAACACAUUACUUCCCCCUUGCUCCCAGGACCUGCUUAGCUUGAAAACUUCAUCAAGUGGGGAUUCCACAUACUGCAUGCCAGAAAACAUUACUUGCUUAUUUCAGAAGCCUGGUGAUCUUAUUUCUCCUGAUGGCAGUUCUGAUUAUGACUAUGAAGAUGGAGCAAUUACUUCAGGAAGUAGUGUGGCAUUUUCUGAUCCUCAUAGUAGCCAGUGGUCUCCUGAUUAUCGGUGCUCAGUAGGUACUUACAACAGCUCUGGGAUAUACAGAUUCAGCUCUGAGGGUGCUCAAUCUUCACUUGAAGACAGCGAGGAUGAUUUUGACUCCAGGUUUGACACUGAUGAUGAACUGUCAUAUCGGAGAGACUCUGUCUACAGCUGUGUCAGCUUACCAUAUUUCCACAGCUUUUUGUACAUGAAAGGAGGUUUAAUGAAUACCUGGAAACGGCGUUGGUGUGUCUUGAAGGAUGAAACUUUCCUGUGGUUCCGCUCAAAGCAAGAGGCUUUGAAGCAAGGCUGGUUGCAUAAGAAAGGAGGCGGGUCCUCAACACUUUCUCGAAGGAACUGGAGGAGACGCUGGUUUGUCCUACGGCAGUCUAAGCUGAUGUACUUUGAAAAUGACAGUGAAGAGAAACAAAAAGGCAAUAUUGACAUCCGGGAAGCCAAAGAGAUUAUUGACAACACUGGAAAAGAGAAUGGGAUUGACGUUGUGAUGCCAGACAGAAUUUACCACCUAACUGCAGAGUCCCCUGAAGAUGCAAGUCAGUGGUUCAGUGUGUUGAGCCAGGUCCAUACUUCCACUGAACAGGAGAUCCGGGAAAUGCAUGAUGAACAAGCCAAUCCUCAGAAUGCUGUGGGCACACUCGAUGUAGGGAUGAUCGACUCAGUUUGUGCUUCAGACAACCCCGACAGACCCAAUUCGUUUGUCAUCAUUACUGCUAACCGUAUUCUACAGUGCAAUGCUGAUACUCCAGAAGAGAUGCAUCACUGGAUAACAUUGUUGCAGAGAUCAAAGGGAGACACCAGAGUUGAGGGACAGGAGUUUAUUGUCCGAGGGUGGCUACAUAAAGAGGUAAAAAACAGCUCUAAGACGUCAUCACUAAAAUUAAAAAAGCGCUGGUUUGUCUUGACUCAUAAUUCCUUGGACUACUAUAAGAGUUCUGAAAGAAAUGCUUUGAAGCUGGGUACCUUAGUACUCAAUAGCCUUUGCUCUGUGGUACCACCAGAUGAAAAGAUCUUCAAAGAAACAGGUUAUUGGAAUGUGACAGUUUUUGGACGAAAACAUUGCUAUCGCCUGUACACAAAGCUGUUGAAUGAGGCAACGAGGUGGUCAAGUGCCAUCCAGAACGGCAUUGAUGCCAAAGCACCAAUUGAUACUCCUACACAGCAGCUUAUUCUAGACAUCAGGGAAAACAGCUUGAACCCUGAAGUUGUAGAACAGAUUUAUAAGAGAAAUCCUAUUCUGCGCCACACACAUCAUCCACUGCACUCGCCACUUUUGCCACUACCUUACGGUGACAUCAACUUGACAUUACUCAGAGACAAGGGAUAUACAACCCUUCAAGAUGAAGCCAUUAAGAUUUUCAAUUCCCUGCAGCAGAUGGAGUCUGUUUCUGAUCCUGUUCCAAUAAUUCAAGGUAUCUUGCAGACAGGACAUGAUCUUCGACCUCUACGAGAUGAACUAUACUGCCAGCUUAUUAAGCAAACAAACAAAGUGCCACAACCUGCAAGUAUAGGAAACCUUCGCAAUUGGCAGAUAUUAACAUGUAUGAGUUGCACUUUCCUGCCAAGCCGUUCCAUCAUCAAGUAUUUAAAAUUUCACCUCAAAAGAACACGGGAACAGUUUUCAGGAACAGAGAUGGAGAAGUAUACUAUGUUUAUUUAUGAAUCUCUUAAGAAGACCAAAACACGAGAAUGUGUACCAUCUAGAGAAGAAGUACAGGCUCUAAUUAACCGACAGGAAAUGACAAGUACGGUUUACUGCCAUGGAGGAGGUUCCUGCAAGAUUACUACUGACUCUCACACAACAGCAGGCGAGGUUGUUGAGAAGCUGAUUCGUGGCCUAGCAAUGGAGGAUAGCAGAAACAUGUUUGCUCUCUUUGAGCGCAGUGGAACAGUUGAUAAAGCAAUUGAAAGCAGAACAAUUGUGGCAGAUGUCCUGUCUAGAUUUGAAAAGCUAUCUGCUAAUGCAGAGGGAGAAGACGAGACAUGGAAAUUGUACUUCAAGCUGUAUUGCUUCCUGGACACAGAUAAUGUACCUAAAGACAGUGUGGAAUUUGCAUUUAUGUUUGAGCAGGCUCAUGAAGCUGUUAUCAGAGGCCAUUACCCUGCUCCAGAAGAGACACUUCAGUUUCUUGCUGCUUUGCGACUCCAGUACCUUCAAGGAGACUUCUCUUUACAUACCACUACACCUGAAAUGGAGGAGGUUUACCCAAUGCAGAGGCUGAAGUCACGGAUUGCACAGACCACAAAGACUUCUACUCCAUCAUCUGAAAGAAUUGAAAGGAAGCGUUCUGGCUUCCUAGAUGGAACACUGAGGCGGAGCUUCAGGAGUGGCUCCAUCAGUAAGCAGAAGAUGGAAGAGGAGCAGAUGUUGGAGAUGUGGACAAAAGAAGAAAUAACCUCUACCAAAGCCAGCAUUCAUGACAAGUGGAAGAAGCUUCAGGGUGUGAGUCAGGAGCAAGCUAUGGUCAAAUAUAUGUCUAUCAUUAAAGAGUGGCCUGGGUAUGGCUCAACCUUAUUCGAUGUGGAGUGUAAAGAAGGUGGAUUCCCACAGGAACUUUGGUUGGGUGUCAGCGCUGAUGCUGUGUCUGUGUAUAAACGUGGAGAAAGCCGACCUCUUGAGAUCUUCCCAUAUGAGCAUAUCCUGUCCUUUGGAGCACCUUUUUCAAACACAUACAGAAUCACAGUGGAUGAACGAGAACUUGUUUUUGAGACAAGUCAGGUGGUUGAUAUUGCCAAGUUGAUGAAGGCUUACAUCAGCAUGAUUGUGAAAAAGCGGUACAGCACUGCUCAGUCAAUGAGUAGCCAUGGAAGCGGAGGGAGCUGCAGGUGAAAGAAACACAAUAGACUUAUCAGUGUGUGACAGAAAUCAUUAGCUUUUUCACAUGAAUAUAAAUGUGUUUGCAAGAAGACAACCAGACUAGAUGAUGUAAAAAGUUGCGGAAACCUGUCUUAACUUCAGCAAAGGAUCCCUGAUGAUGUAACACUUAAUCGUUCCAGGGGACUGAAAAAUAUAGGACAUAAUUUUGACUAAUAUUCUGAAUACCUCCUCAGAGCUUUAUCUGUUUUAACCAAGAUGCCUUUAAAUGUGUAGUACAGUUCCACUUGUGGCUGGACCACAAGAAGUGCCUUAUAAUGUGGUAAUAUGAACAUUAUCAUGACAGCAGCAGGGUUAUGGACUUCAUUACAAGAGGCUUGAAAAAACCCCUCAUAUACUCUAGAGACGUGAAGAGGUGGCGGAUUUUUCAUUUCAAGAUGGUGCUCAGUACUUAUGAGCUUACCUUCACCCUGUUGAGAAGUAUUUUAUUUGGAAUGCUGCUGGCAGUAUUCCUCAUGAACAGCAUUAUUACUGUUUUGUUGUUUUUAUUGUGGUUUGUGUCAUACCUAAGCUCUAACUGUAAUCCGUAUAUUGAAGCAUUUUAUUGCAAAGGGAGUUAUGAUGUGCAAUGAUGUAUACAAUAUUUUAUAUGUACAUUUUAAUGGCUGAAGAAAUGUAGUUAUGUUUGGAUUAAGUCAUUGACAUUAAUAAAUUGGGACAGUCCAUUUUUCUGCAGUGUAUAAUCCAGUGAAAGAAGACUUUUCCAACAGUUUAAUAUAUAUAAUAUAUAACAGUCAUAGAUUCUGCUAUUAUAAAUUGAACUUUUGUAAGCUAGCACAUUAAAAGAAAACACACAUUAUUUAUACUGUUCAUAAUUUUUAAUAUACAGACUCAUUAAUCUAUUAUUACUCAGUAUUUGAAAUAUAUUUUAGAUCCUAAGCAUUCCCUGGUUUAAAGUUGCUGUAGACCUGCAGCUCAAUGCAAUAGUAUUUCUACUUCAUAAUGGUGCAAAAGUUGUAUUACCUCUCUUAUCUGCUGACUGUUAUUACCAGCAAAGAUAAUGUCCCUGCCAGCUUUAUCUAGUGUCUUUGAACUUUAUUUUUGUACCAUAAAAUGCUGUUUGGAAUAAUAAAAUACAUCUGCAUUCA
Protopterus annectens (West African lungfish) is the source of this 6411-nucleotide messenger RNA. It is a transcript of the gene MYO10, whose product is annotated as myosin X. Gene Ontology annotation, cellular component: cytoskeleton; myosin complex. Gene Ontology annotation, molecular function: ATP binding; protein binding; cytoskeletal motor activity. The record is from RefSeq and is a predicted model, not a curated record. The coding region runs from base 2 to 5278 and encodes 1758 amino acids. The transcript is spliced from 32 exons. NCBI's taxonomy places the organism in Eukaryota, Metazoa, Chordata, Ceratodontiformes, Protopteridae.